AUGCGUUUCAACAAGCAGGAGUUAGUGACGCUUGCUUCUCAACCGAGCAACAAGUUUGAAAAGGAAGGGCCAUUGUUUGUGACAGAAAAACAGGAGGGUUUCUUCCGCAAGACCGAGGUCGAAACGAAGAGUCUCACCGAACAGGUCGGUCGUAGUCUGCUGAAGCGGCAAAAGUCGCUCAGUUGCAUCGGUGGUGCGAUUAAAGUCAGCAGCGAAAAGUGGUGUCGGUUACGCGGCAAUUUGUUGUUCUAUCUUAAGUCAAGCGAUCAAUUUUCCGAACCGCAAGGUUGCAUUGUGCUAGAAAAGUAUAAGUGCCUCAAGCAUGGCGACGACCAGCAGGAUGCAGAUGGUUUUGUUUUUUACUUAGAGUUCAAUGAUGGUCUACGGCAGCGGUUUGCGGCAAAUACUGAGCAGGAGCGCUUCGAGUGGAUGCAGGCGAUUGGUUUAGCCGGGUAUGAUAUCAAGCGAGCACAGCUCAAGUACUUGCGUGAGCAGAUUGACCGUAAACGCGGCAUGAUUCACGACGUCGACAUCGAUAUGCUACGCUUGCAAACUGGAAAAGAAACAGAUUUAAACGAGGUGCCAAUUUGCGAGUCAGUGAUCUCAUGUGAUAAUCUGCUGUGUGAUGGGAACGGAAAGCCCCCGAAUCCCUCCGUCGUGGUGCAGGUUACGUCAAGCAAUCGGGCGUCGGGGUGGAUCAAGUAUGGCCGCACAGAGGUGAUCGAACGUUCCUCCAACCCACAGUUUAUCUGCACAAUUGCAUUCCGAGCUUGCGACGGGUUGCAUGCCGAGUCGCAAAUUCGCUUUACAGCAUACGAUGUGCGCGAGAAGGUCACACAGACGGCGGUUCCCAUCGGUUGGGCCGAGAUAGCGCUGGGUGUGAUUGCGGACACGUCCCGCCUGCGCAUCCCGCUGCGUACGCAGGUGUGCGGAGAGAGUGCGGGCUUCAUCACGAUUGCGACUUGCGUGCCCGACACCGAGCGGCGAAAUAAUCCACGGUCACCGGUCAAGUCAGGUGUGGGACCAGGUAUCGACACGGGUGGCAUGGAGGUACACGGCCAUCGCCGGUCGCAGUCACUACCACCGAAGCUAGGCAUUAAACUGUUCAUCCCACCGCCAUCGAAGAUUGCCCUCGUAUUCACUAACCCGAGCAUGCAUACCUAUCGCCUGCACUCUGGACUGGGCGGGGACAUUAGCGUGUUGGAGGUGAUGCUCGAGAGUCAAUUGUGCUACCUGUUGCCGCAACAGUUGCUCUCGAUUUGGAUUGCUCGCGAAAAGGAACUGCUGCAGGAAAUAUCCGGCAUGGGCGAGCUGGGCUAUGAGUGGCGCCAGCGGCAAAUGGAAUUACUCGACAAACAUCUAAAGCUCCUCAAGGACUACUCGCAGGCGAAGCAAUAUCUGCACCAGCAGCAGCAGCAGCGUGGCAAAACCUUCAAACCGAGCUGCCGAAAGGCGGACGAAACGAUCGAAUUUGCGCCCGUCAACCUCCACCUGCAGCGGAUGUGGGCACAUAACGAUACGCUGAAGCGCGCUGGCAUCCUGGAUGUGAUUACUGUAGGUGCCUUUACGCGCCACUCCGGAAAGGCGAAGACCGGCGGGCUGAUUAAGCUGCUGCAGCAGAUCAAGGACUCGCCGACGAAGCAGCAGGCACAGCAGCAGCCAGGCGGAGAAGCGGGUAGCACGCACAAGGUCAACGCAGCCAACGAUGCAGUGCAAGCGAUCAAGCAGCUGCGCUCGGAGAUUGUGGCCAUCAUGUCGCAGCUGUUGCUACUGGCGCGAUCGAAAAACCCGAAAGGCAUGUUACCGCUGUGCGCUGAGAUGAUGGCAAAAACGCGUACCCUGUUAAACAUCUGGGAACCGAGCCUGGUGGAGGAGGCUUUCGCAUUUAUUGAACGGCACCGUAUCAUCGAUGAUACAACAACGGGAACAGCUGGUGGCGGGGAAGCAGCAGCAUUAGGUGAAUGGUCUGGGGCAAUGUCACCGUUUAAGAAAAUUACCCAACAGCUAGGUGCGCUUGAUCUGAAGUCUCCUGAGCUGGAAGAUUUUGCCACUCCUCUUGGCCCGGCGCCAGACCUUUGGCCACAGGUGCGCACGAGCAAAUGCGGAACGCUUGGGCCGCUGGCAAAAAGCAAAUCGCCCUCAUCGCAUGACAUAAGCACGAGCAUCGCGACCGUCCAGUGCACAUUCAAUCAACUUGCCUCCACCAACCAAGCAGACGACGAUGCGGCUUUGCUAGCUUCCACCAACGCGUACUCGCUUCCCGCUGCCUGCUACUUACCGACGGAUCAACCGGCUACAUCAAAAGUAGCAAAGCGGAUGUCGAACCCGGGGGAAAUGAGUACUGAGACGGGGGCAGAUCUCAAGUUCAAUGAGACCCACUUCGACGUGAAUGGCGACGUGACAGAAUCGAGCCCGGGUCCUUCCACUGCUACGCUGUCGACGGUCGGCGGAAGAAGUGAGCUACUUUCUAGCUUAUACGAUGAGCACGGCUAUCUAGUCGAAAACACUGCCAUCGUGCUUGGCCAUAAUGGUGCCUUCCUCGACACCAGAGUGAUGAGUUCAAGCCCUUCGGCUAACUACUAUCGGCCGACGGAGGAACCGGAACCUCUAGAUCUAACGCAACUCAACAUCGAAGCGAGCGUUAUGUGCUUGGUGUCCAAGGUGAAGUUCCUGUGUGGUCGAUGUGGCAGCCCUGCGGUUCGUUUACGCCAACCAAAAGGUGCGCUGGGUUCGGCGGUCGGAGGCGGUCGCAACAGUUUCGAUACGCUGCCGCCGGAUGUGGUCACCAAUCAACCAUUGUCGCUCCCUGCUGUAUCCGGUGAGCUCAACCUGGUUCCGACCCAGCCGGAAAGUAGUACAGCCAGUGCACAAGCAAUCGCUAUGAUCGCCGCCGGGAACAGUGCUGCUGCAACGAGCAAAAUUGCACUUUCCAGUAAGGAACUUAAUUUGGCGCUCACGCAAGCGGUCGGUGAGGUAACGCGCAAAGUAAAGAAAGGCAACAAGUUCACCGAUGGGCUGGACCUGUCCGCCACCACCGAUUGGGCGUUAGAGUUACGCCCAUCAAUGAAGAAGCUGCGCCAAGCGAUGGAUGGGUUGCUGAAGACGGCUCGGCUGAUGCACUCCGUACAGCGGCUGCAGCAGGAUAUGCGCAAAACGAGCGCCACCUUGUCGAUCAUGUACCGACGCGACGUAUGCUUUUCGCAAGCGCUUACAGCUCUGGUGUCUGGUCUGAUGGCCAAACUGUGGGGUCAGAAUGUGACGGAAAACUUUAUCAGCCUUCUGGUCCAGCUCGGACCGCUGGCGUGCUUCGAGGGGCUACUUUCGCUGUACGGCAACGAAACCGACAUGUGGGGCGAUAUGAGCGUCGCGGUUGAGGACCUGGCAACGGUGAGCUUCACGCUCGUCAGGAGCAAUUUGCACCGCGACACGAAAGCGGUCCCAGUUCCACGCGUGACCGGCUCCCGCCAGACGCUGCGUGUGCUGCUCCCAGUACCGGAGUCGGUCUUUUGUCACCUUCCGACAAAGGAAGCGGUAACGUUCCGCGUCACGCCAGUGUUUUUCAAUGUGGGCAUCAACGAGAAGGCCACCGUAGCGGAAACGCUCGGCUACACGCGGGAGCAGCACCGCUCAAAUUGGGACAAUUACGACCGGCUCAAGCGCUACCACGGACGCUACCGGCGCGUACCGUUCAACUUCGUCAACCCCGUCUGCUCUGCCAGCCAGGAUACGCCGACGAAGUUGUUGUACACGGCGCAGCAGAAGGAACUACUCGUGCCGGAGGCGACGGUCGUAAAGUUUCUGACCGAACUCGAGGCGGAACUGCGCUCGCAUGGCACGAAAAAUUAUCGCGUUCUGCAGUUAGCGGAGGACAUCACACGCGCGGUGCAGGGGUUGCGUUUUACCUCGUGCAAGAGCGCCAAGGACCGCACGUCAAUGGCCGUAACGCUCGAACAAUGUCGCGUGCUGCAGCAAGAGUUCCAUCUGUCAACGAGUAAUGUGCAGAACGUGCUCGACACGAUGCGCAGUGAGGGUACCAGAUCCGACAAUGCGAUGAAAAACAUUGGGAUACGGAAGUACGCGUUCAAUCUACCGCAAGUGCUGUCCCUGCCAGCUGUCUAUCGUCCUCCAGCCGGAGCCUACGGCAAGGCACAGUCCUAGUGCAAAGGUCUUCGUUCGUUUGAUAGUUUAUUAAAAAUACUUUUUCUUAUUUAUUCCUCACCUCUUAUGGCAAGUGCUCUACCGGCCUUAUUAUCUUUCAACAGUAUACCUCGUGUUACGUUUUUAUUGAAAAGCUCCAUCGCUCGGCUCAGUCAAGCAAGGGAACAACCCGGUGAAGCACGCCUGUAAUAAUUUAUGAUUCUUUAAUUCCGAUCUACUUAUCGUAAUCCUAAGGAGGCUAUUUAAGGUUCAGAACCAUAGUUUUGUUAACGUGUUAUAUUCUUUUAUUAUUCUUAAUAUUACUGUUUUUUUUUUAAAUAUGUGUGUUUCAAGUAAAAUAAGUCUCCCGUUGUUUCAUGAUGGUUGCGCCGCGGUGAUACCAUACUACGAAUCAGUUACUGUCGCUUCUUGGUAAUUGGUUGUGUAUUCCAGGAAAUCUUAUCCUCGUAAUCUAUAUCUAUACAAUUGAUCCUACUUACAGCGCAUUAGAAUCAUUAGGUUUACUAAGCAGGUCCCAUUUUAAAAUCUACGAAAAAGUACGUACACCUCAAAUAACACCAUCCCUCUAUUUAUUACUAAUCACCAAAAACGAAACCGUAGUGGUGACGGAACAUAAUCUCUUAUGUUCUUCGCUGCGAAACCCAUAUAUCGCGUCUUCAUGUCAUAUAUAAUAUUUGUUUGACAAACGUUAAUGCCCAGCUUCAGUGAUCGACUUUCGAUUUGCGAAUGGUUUGCUUGCAGCGUUUUUACCUAUUAAUCAAACCACAAACGCUAAUUUUACCAAGAUCGCACCGGGCCCGCGCCAGUCCCGCCCGUAAAAACACAACGUUACUGUAAGCAAGAGAGCAACUAUUAACAUUGUCUCUGUAUCUGCAGGCCAAGCCCGAUUGGGCGAUUGUAAUUGCCGGAUAAAAAAACGUUUGUCGUACUUACCAAAAUAACCUGCCGGCCAUCGUAAACUUGAUUUACCCAAUUCUCUUGAGCGGCAGCAUGCGUAUUUGCCAGUUCACAUUUACCAUUUAGCACUGCAACCCCCGUCUCACCUCUUGUAGUCGGUGAGACUACAGUGCUAGCAAUAGCGUACAUGGUUACGAUAAUUUCAGUUAAAUUUGCAUAAUCCAUACAGUCCCCAAACAAUCAGAAACAUUUCUAGCCGACGAGGCUCUAUUAUCGAAUAAGGUAACAAUGUUUCUAGAAGGAUCAUAUAUACAACAAUCAAAAACGUAUUAGAACAAAACCAAGAAAACAUUAACAUUUUCAAACAACGAUGUAAAUAAUCUCAACAUUAAUCGCAACGAUAUUAUUAUUAUUGUGCAUUGAUAACAUUAUUAUAAUGAGUACUUUAUCAAUGUUUUUGUUCUCUGCCAUCGUUUGUGUAGCGCGCGACUUCAACGCUCCAACAACAGUUUGUGCCAAAUGUUAGGUUGUUAAAGUCACUGGAACAACGUACUCAAAAAAGUAGUAUUGUUGUUACUUGCGACGUUAAGCGGGGACUGUUUCUGUUACCUUUUUGUUUCGUUUCGGCUCAUUCACACAGAGCAUCGGAUGGCGCCACGGAGUGAACAGCUAAGAAGUAAUCUAAGCGUUACACGGACGUUGAAUUUCCUGUUCCGCGUGUGCCGAUCGCAGACCCGCGCAGUGAUCAGACAGUGGUCAAGUCGAACGUGUUGCCACGCGUGGCGUAAUUGGAAUUUACAAUUGGAAUCGGCCUUUGGUUUUAGCAACAGCCUUUGCU
Anopheles bellator is the source of this 5893-nucleotide messenger RNA. Its product is annotated as inositol polyphosphate-4-phosphatase type I A. Gene Ontology annotation, molecular function: phosphatidylinositol-3,4-bisphosphate 4-phosphatase activity. Lineage: Eukaryota; Metazoa; Arthropoda; Insecta; Diptera; Culicidae. The record is from RefSeq and is a predicted model, not a curated record. Gene Ontology annotation, cellular component: cytoplasm. The coding region runs from base 1 to 4158 and encodes 1385 amino acids. The transcript has 7 exons.